UAUUUCCAUUUAACUAAAGCUUCAGUCUCUCUCGAGUAAAAUAACAAGAGGAGUAAAAUUUAUCAAAAGAAACCAUGAUUAUGCUUAAUUACUUUGGCAUAAACUUUUUUUUAAUUUUAUGUGUUGUUUUCGCUAGGAAAUAAUCAAGCUUGAUCUGGUAUCAGGUCUAUUCUAGAAUCGCUGGUCCGAUGGUGAUGACGAAGAUCUUCAGGAGUAAUAAUAACGAAGACGAGGCUCUGAUUAAUCGUAAACUUCACAAAGAGCUGUUACUUCGUAUAUUCUCAUAUUUGGAUGUCAUAUCACUUUGUCGUUGUGCCCAAGUAUCAAAGUCUUGGAAUGUCUUAGCUCUUGAUGGCAGUAAUUGGCAAAAGGUCGAUCUUUUUAAUUUCCAAACUGACAUUGAGGGUCCGGUUGUUGAAAAUAUAUCAUUAAGAUGUGGAGGUUUUCUCAAAGAACUCAGCUUACGAGGCUGCAAAGCUGUUACCGAUUCAGCUCUUCGGACGUUCGCUCAGAAUUGUAACAAUAUUGAAGAUCUCAAUCUCAAUGACUGUAAAUACCUUACCGAUAGCACUUGUGCCAGCCUUAGUAAACACUGUUCAAAGCUGACUAGCUUGAAUAUUGGGUCCUGUAUAGAGAUUACUGACCGAUCCUUGGAGGCUCUCGGAGAGGGUUGUCCUCACCUGGAGAAACUUGACAUUUCGUAUUGUGAAAAGGUAACACCGUUUGGAGUUGUCUGUAUUGCACAAGGAUGUCCAAAGCUUCGUGCCUUCAUUGCAAUAUUAUGCUAUAAGAUCAAUGAUGAAGCUAUUAGUAGACUGGCGAAACAUUGUCCUAACUUAGAAGUUGUUAAUUUAAAAGCUUGCUGCUUGAUCACCGACGAAGCAAUCAUCAGUUUAGCUGAAAAUUGUCAUAAUAUGAAAUACAUUUGUUUAUCUAAUUGUACCCAUUUGACGGACAAUUCACUGGUUGCCUUAGGGCAACGAUGCCACAAACUUCGCACUCUUGAGGUUGCUCGCUGUUCACAUUUCACGGAUGCUGGUUAUCAAGCAUUAGCGCGAAAUUGUCGUUACCUAGAAAAUCUUGACCUUGAAGAGAACACGCUGAUUACCGACAAUGCCUUGGCAUAUUUAUCAAUGGGAUGCCCAAAGCUCCAAAAAUUGAGUCUUUCUCACUGUGAACUUAUCACUGAUGACGGUAUCAGGCAUCUCAGCUCUAGUGCCUGUGCCUGUGAUGUCCUUGUUUCCCUGGAUUUGGAUAAUUGUCCUCUCAUCACUGAUUCUUCAUUAGAUCAUCUUGCGGCUUGUAAUAAACUUCAGAGAAUUGAAUUAUAUGAUUGUCAAUUAAUCACUCGAGCUGGAAUACGUCGACUUAAGAGCCAUUUGCCUGAUCUCAAAGUUCAUGCUUAUUUUGCCCCAACCACCCCUCCACCCUCGCAAGGAGUUGGAAGACAAAGAUAUUGUCGUUGUUGUUCAAUUGUAUGACAAAUACUCAACUUGCGUUUUUGUCAUAAUUACAAACAUUGGUUUUAAUAAAGUUACUAUUCGAUAAUAUUCUCAAUUCAAGCUCUUUAAUUGUAUUCAAGAAAUGUAAUUUUACCUUCAGCAUGAGCUGAUCAGAAAAUUUGAAAUACAAAAAAGGAUCAACGAGACUAGUAUUGAAUUAAACAACUAAUAUUAA
Messenger RNA from Tetranychus urticae (two-spotted spider mite), 1677 nucleotides. RefSeq lists its product as uncharacterized. NCBI's taxonomy places the organism in Eukaryota, Metazoa, Arthropoda, Arachnida, Trombidiformes, Tetranychidae. Gene Ontology annotation, biological process: SCF-dependent proteasomal ubiquitin-dependent protein catabolic process. Gene Ontology annotation, cellular component: SCF ubiquitin ligase complex. Gene Ontology annotation, molecular function: protein binding. The record is from RefSeq and is a predicted model, not a curated record.